Messenger RNA from Colossoma macropomum (tambaqui), 4010 nucleotides. RefSeq names its product guanine nucleotide-binding protein subunit alpha-11-like. Gene Ontology annotation, cellular component: heterotrimeric G-protein complex. NCBI's taxonomy places the organism in Eukaryota, Metazoa, Chordata, Actinopteri, Characiformes, Serrasalmidae. Bases 153 to 1253 code for a protein of 366 amino acids. The record is from RefSeq and is a predicted model, not a curated record. Gene Ontology annotation, biological process: phospholipase C-activating dopamine receptor signaling pathway; adenylate cyclase-modulating G protein-coupled receptor signaling pathway; action potential. The transcript is spliced from 9 exons. Gene Ontology annotation, molecular function: G-protein beta/gamma-subunit complex binding; G protein-coupled receptor binding; guanyl nucleotide binding.
UGGGAAAUGAAAAAGGUGGAGGGCGCAUUCCACUGAGGUACAAUGGGAGCGUUUCGGCUCAGUUCACCUGAGGAAAGAUGGAUCGAGUUUCUCAUCGAGAGCCGAAGACUGUUUAAGCUCCCGGAACAGUUGUGACAACGAAUGAAGGGGAGAUGGGGUGCUGGGGAUGGUGCCACCGGAACUGCACCUGCUGCUUGUCCGAGGAUGAAAAGAAGUCAAUCGCCAUAGACAAUGAAAUAAGACGAAUCCUCGCAGACCAGAAAAAGAGAGAGCGCCGAGAGAUAAAGGUGCUUCUGUUAGGCACUGGAGAAAGUGGGAAAACCACUUUUAUCAAGCAGAUGAGGAUCAUCCAUGGAAAGGGUUACUCAGAGGAGGACAGACGCACUUUUGCCAAACUGGUUUUUCAGAACAUCUUUACAGCUAUGAAGGCCAUGACAGGAGCCAUGUCAGCCCUCAGGAUCCCCUAUGCCAACCAACAGAAUGAGAUGUAUGCACAGUGGUUUCAAGAAGUAAUCAUUCAUCAGGUGACACAGCUAGAGCGAAGAUAUGUGGACGCUAUUCAGCGCCUGUGGGCAGACUCCGGUCUUAAAAUCUGCUAUGGUCGCCGAAGAGAAUACCAGCUACUGGACUCCACAGAGUACUUCAUCACCAAUCUAAACCGCAUCGCAGCCCCAGAUUAUAUCCCAACAUCCCAGGAUGUGCUGCGGGUGCGUUUUCCAACCACUGGCAUCAACGACUACUCCUUUGUAGUGGAGAGGAUCACACUCAGGAUUGUGGAUGUCGGGGGACAGAAGUCGGAGAGGCGGAAGUGGAUCCAUUGCUUUGAGAACGUGACGUCGCUCAUCUUCCUGGCCUCGCUCAGCGAGUACGACCAGGUCCUGGAGGAGAACAACAGCGAUAACCGUAUGGAAGAGAGUCUGACGCUGUUCUACACCACCAUCCACUCACCCUGGUUCGCCAAUUCCUCUAUCAUCCUCUUCCUCAACAAAAUGGACAUCCUAGCUGAGAAGAUCAAGACAUCAGACCUGCAGGAUUACUUCUCCAACUUCACAGGCAAGCGUCGGGAUGCGGACGCCGCCAUGAAUUACAUUCGUAACAUGUAUACGCAGCAGGCCCAGAGCCCUGAGAAAAAGAGCAAGAGUGUCUACUCUCACUUCACCUGCGCCACAGACACCAACAACAUCCGCAUGGUCUUCAAUGACGUUAAGGACACUGUGCUGAUCAAGUCUCUGCAGGAGUAUGGGGUGCUGUGAGCAGCCCAGGCCACUGAAGGCCUUCCUUUAUCUCGAAAUGCUGUGGACAAACCAACCAACCUUUUCCCUUUUGGCGUAGUCCAUAUUUUUUCUUGUUUUGGGUGGUAAAGAUGGUACUCCAGACUUCUUCUAGCACAAAAUCACUCCUGGUAUGAUUUGGCUAAGCAUGCCUGAAGAGAUCAUUACAUGGGCUCCUAUAUCUGCAGCCAUUCAACACCAUCACAAAUUUCUUUUUUUUCUUUUUGAUUUCUUCUUUUGCUUCUGCGUUAGAUGCUGAUGCAGGGCGUGAUGGUGGUGAAGGUGGUCAGGACUCUGCUACAGUGCCUAAUACAGAGGGAGGAGUGUUCGCUGUAGAUGUGGAUUGAUCCACAUAGUUGGGAAAACAACUUUCCUUACUGAUAAUGUUAGAAUGAAGGAAAGUUUUCCUAAAAAUUCCUCUGAGAUAUAGAACUGGAAGGCUAAAACCCACUCCAUAGCUGGGGCAAGCACUCAAAAGUAGUGCUAAGUGCAUGAUAAAUUCACCCUUAAUGAUUAUUAAAUUAUCUUAUAGGAUUGUAUUAUUAUGGGAUCUUAUAGGAUUGUAUUAUUAUGAAAGUGCAGAUGUUUCCUGAAAGCCUUUGUAUAUCACAUAGUAGUGCUGAACAGUAUUAUAAAGUUCAAUAUCAGUGUAUUUUCGAAAAAUGUCAUGGUGUCAUGAUAACAGAUGAUAAUUAAGUUUGCAUUAAAAAUGAAUGAAUUCAUGUAAAUGAACCCAUUCUUCCUUAAGUACUGCUACUCUAUUACAAACCUAACAUUGGUUUUUUUUGAUUGGACUGUUUAGUUCUGUUCUGCUUCUUGUCAAAUUACACCAAAUAGAACCUUACCCUGUAUUAUAAACAUUAACCAGGCAGAAAACACAUUUCCAGAAAGGAAACAUUUUAUUUAGUUUUUUUUUAUGCAUUUUGAACUAGUCUUGUAAAACAAUCUGAAACACCCAGCAAAUGAAAGUUGAUAUUGUUGUGAUACCAGUUCAGUUUCCAGUGGGCGUCUGAAGAAUUUAACCCUCUUGUUUCCAACCAAAACUUAACAAUGAAAUAAAACAAAAAUACUUUAAGAGUGUAAAUAAAAGCAUGAUAAUUAAAUAAAUAAAAUGAAAGAUUUCUUCAAAAGGAAGUUCCUGAGGGUCUCCAAAAGGAAGUUCCUGAGGGUUGCCCACUGUAUAAACACUGUAUUGCCAGCACUACAGUACAGUGUGGCAUUGUUUAAUCGGCUAGUCGAACCAGUAGUAAAGUGCUUUGUAACUCUACCCUGGCCUGCUCUACUGACAACAGACAGGUAGCAUGCUUGGCAUGACCAUGCAGUCUUGUGCUGCGUUUGUUAGAAAUGACAUACAAUUAUGUUUUUUCAUUCUCAGAAGAAUGCCUUUUUAUGUUUUCAUGAUUUCAUGACUUUUUAAAUAUAUAUAGGUUAAUAUCAGUAAUUACAAAGUGUAGUAAGUAGGCAACUUUGGUUUGUUAAGUUUUUAUCAUCGUCUAACAACAAUCACUGUAAUAAGAUCGGAAGUGUCAGGAAUUUGUGACUCAGUAGUUUGACUGUGGAUAAGCGGGGAUUUUUACCAAACAUGGUUCUGGGUUAAUGAGCAAUCACAAAGGUUUUUGGGAAACACUCACAAAACUAGCACAUGCUUUUCAUGAAACAAUUUGUUAAUCUGUAAGAUUAAUCGAUUAUGGAAAACUUCUGCCCUGUUCAGAAACUGUUUAGUCACUCUUCAUUGUCUUGAAGGAAUGCUGCAUAUCUGAUCCACUGUGCUUCUGGAGCCACGUGGGUUGCUGGUUCACUUGUGCAAUGCCAGGUAUGCGACUUCAAGUCAUGCCAGGUAUGCGACUUCAGGCCAGACUGAAACACUUUAACUCAUUUAUGCAGUCUUUAUUUUAAUCAUUCUUGUUGUUAGUGAGAUUGUAGUUGAUUUUGAUGUAAUUGUGUGUAAAUUCUUAUUUAUCUUGUGGUCUUAGUUGCUUAUAAUCAGUUGUUAGUAUGUGGUGUCAUGUAAGCAAGACACAUGGAAAUUAAAUAGGUUUAUAAGGAGAUUAGGUCCAGUGUUAUUGUAAAAUAUUGAUGUAUUUAAUAAAUAAAAAAAAUAAAUAAAAAAUAACACAACCUAAAUCAUCUUAACAAAGUUAAGAAUUAUUUGGUUCGCUGUCUGCCCUCAGUUGAAGGAGGAAUGUUUCAUUGUUUUUUAUGGCAUGAAGGAAUUAACCAAGGCCUAAGUGGUUAUUCAUAUGUCCCUCAGUGAAACGCCGCCGAGGUUAUUUAUCCACCAAAUCAGCCAAUGUCACUGGCCACAGUCAGUCAGUAAGUUAUGCAGUUGUCAAAUGAGUUCAGUAACUGGAAAACUGAUAUUUUUAACAUAAUGAAUAAAGCAUGAAGGUUUAAAUCAUUAAUUAAAUUGUAAAUCAUUAAUUAAAUUGUGAUUUAAGGCAGAGUUUGGCAGAAAUAAUCCAAUGUUUUUACUAACAGUAUCUUAUCUGAGGUGAUAGUGGUCAGGACAAAAGCUCCCCUCGUCCCUUUAGAGUCAGUACUAUAUUUUCAGCAGCAAAAUAGUGCAUUAUGCAACACAUGUAAAACAAAAUAUAUAAAGAAAGAGUAAAACCUAGAUCAUUAGACGGAUACAGAUCUGACAUGUCAGCAUGCUGCUUAGUUGUAGGCUGAACUCACUGGAUACAACUGUAAGUAUUAACAUUGUUUCAUUAUUAAUAGACAAUUGAUUUUCUUGCUACA